AUGCCGUGCCGUCCUGGUAUCUCGUCUAUGUCGCUAGGCCGGUCCUACGCUGGUCAUAGCCUGAAACAUAAACUUUCCAUGGCUGCAAAGCAUGGAAUAGAAGGUAUUGAGCUCUUCUACGAAGAUCUGGUUGACUACUCUGGUUCCGACUCUCCCUCUGCUCUUAUCGCAGGCGCUGCCACACUCCGGGAUCUUUGCUCAUCUUUAGGGCUUGAAAUUAUAUGUCUCCAGCCUUUCAUGCACUACGAGGGCUUGCUGGACAGGAAACUGCAUGAAGAGAGAAUCCAAGAGAUGAAGCUGUGGAUGAAGCUAGCCAAGGUGCUUCAAACGGACAUCAUUCAAGUUCCUUCGUCCUUCCUUCCAGCAGAUCAGGUCUCUUCCGACACAGAUCUCAUUGUCAGCGACCUCAAGGAAAUCGCAGAUCUCGGACUCCAACAGUCUCCGGUGAUCCGGUUUGUGUACGAAAGUUUGUGUUGGGGUACGCGUGUGAACAAAUGGGAAACAUGCUGGGAUAUCGUGUCGCGGGUCGAUCGAUCGAACUUUGGCAUCUGCCUCGACAGCUUCAACAUUCUCGGGAGGAUAUAUGCAGAUCCCAAUUCAGAAACUGGAAAAGCCCAAGGCGCAGCAAAAGAGGUCUGCGAUUCCUUACAACGGCUGGUCGAGCAGAUCAAGCCACAUAGGGAAAAGAUCUUCUUCAUUCAGAUUGUCGAUGCAGAACGGCUAAAGCGGCCCCUUGUACCCGGCCAUGAAUUUUACAAUGCCGAUCAGCCAGCACGCAUGUCAUGGAGCAGAAACUGCAGACUCUUCUAUGGUGAAAGCACACGUGGGGCGUACUUGCCGGUCAGAGAUGUUGCGUACGCCAUCGUUAGAGAAAUUGGCUAUGAUGGAUGGGUUAGUAUGGAGCUAUUCAAUCGAGUGAUGAACAACACAGAUCAUGCGGUUGUCGAAGAGUUGGCGGAGCGUGCAGCAGUAUCUUGGAGGAGAUUUCAACAGGACUUGGGGCUCCUUGAGGGUGUGGAGCCUGGUUCACUGGAGCCUACAAAUAUAUGGGAUAAGAAAGGACAAGAAACCAGGAGCGUGGUCCAGGAGACCGAAAUUGCACGUCUCUAG
This is a messenger RNA of Exserohilum turcica Et28A, 1110 nucleotides long. RefSeq lists its product as uncharacterized. Lineage: Eukaryota; Fungi; Ascomycota; Dothideomycetes; Pleosporales; Pleosporaceae. The record is from RefSeq and is a predicted model, not a curated record. The transcript has a single exon. Bases 1 to 1110 code for a protein of 369 amino acids.